GGUGGAGCCUGGAGGCAGACUGGCGUUACGGGUUGCCAAUUGUAACAGGAGUUGGGCCAAACCUGGGGAGGAGCCAGAUUUAGGUGCAGAGCCAGACCAGGAACAGAAGUCGAGUGGGUGUGGUGACAGGCUAGCCAGGGGGCGGAGCCAUCCGUGGGGCGGGACCAGGCCUGUAGGCGGAACAAGGCCUGAGACUGGAGUCUAAUUGGGGCGGGGCUAGGCAGGGGCGGGACCAGAGUUGGAAGCAAGACCACGCCGGGAGCCGAGAUGGCGCGGCCUGUCCACAGCGCGCGCCGUUGGUUGGUGCGGCGUGACCGGGCGUGGCGCGGGAGGCGCAGUCCGUUGGUGCGCGGCUGGAGGGCGCGGCGCUGGUGGCGCCAAUGUUUGGGCACGGCCGGAUGGGCCAGGCCAUGGCCCUACUGCUGUUCCUGGGCAUGACAGCGGCGCUGGCCUGGGGCUGCCUGCAGUGCGACCCCAACUUCUCGGAGAAAUUCUCCUUCUACCGUCAUCACGUGAACCUCAAGUCCUGGUGGGUGGGUGACAUCCCCGUGUCGGGGGUGUUGCUCUCCGAGUGGAGCCACAACACGAUGAAGGAGCUCCAUUUGGCCAUCCCCGCCGAGAUCACCCGGAAGAAGCUACAUCAAGUGGCAGAAGCCGUGUAUCAGAGGAUGGACCAGCUGUACCAGGGGAAGAUGUACUUCCCAGGAUAUUUCCCCAAUGAGCUGCGGGCCAUCUUCCGGGAGCAAGUGCGCCUCAUCCAGAAUGCCAUCAUAGAGAGCCGCAUCGACUGUCAGCGUCACUGUGGCAUCUUCCAAUAUGAGACCAUCUCCUGCAGCAACUGCACAGACUCACAUGUUGUCUGCUUCGGCUACUACUGCAAGUAUGGCUCACCCAGCCAUCCCACUGCCCCUGGGGGCCUGCCUGGGCCUUGGGGAUAUCCCACCACCAAGCCUUGUGUUCUCCCUGCCCCAGGUCAUCGCCACAGUGGGAGUCAGCUGUACAGGGCCUUCUGAAAUACAUAAACACCUGGCACAAACAGGAUGUAAAGAUGAGCCUUUCACAGAACAUAAGGUGUCUGGAACCUCAGCAUCUGGUUAACCUGACCUUGGAAAAUGCCUCUGAGUGUCUGACCCAGCACUGACAGUGGCUGCCAGCCCCAGCCUUGGCAGGGGCCAGAACUCAACUGUGCUGUGGCAGCCUAUUCCUCUGGAGAUGCUAGCAGCUGCCUGCUUCAGGUCACCUCUCCCACUCCCGUGGAGCCCAGGCUGGGCCUGGGCAGGGAGAUAGACUUUGUGUAAGAUAGUGGGGAACUCCCCAGGGCAGGCCCCUCUGAGAUAUUUUGAAUAAAAUGCCCUGACAUUUCUCAUGAA
This is a messenger RNA of Rattus rattus (black rat), 1370 nucleotides long. It is a transcript of the gene Izumo4, whose product is annotated as IZUMO family member 4. The record is from RefSeq and is a predicted model, not a curated record. Bases 381 to 1013 code for a protein of 210 amino acids. Gene Ontology annotation, cellular component: nucleus. NCBI's taxonomy places the organism in Eukaryota, Metazoa, Chordata, Mammalia, Rodentia, Muridae. The transcript has 8 exons.